AUGGUCUGCAUUGAAUUAAGUUUACCCUACAAUAAAUCACUGCUAAUAAGCACAUGGUAUAGACCACCAAAUUCUCUUAUGAAUAAAUUUGAUUACUGGGCAAGCUUUUUAGCAAAAUGUGAUAAUGAAGAUAAGGAGCUAAUCCUCAUAGGAGAUCUAAAUUGUGAUGUCAGUAAAACUAUACCUGACCCUCACACAUGUAAGUUGCAAUUUUUAUGUUCUCUGUAUCAGAUAGACCAACUUAUUAAAGAAUCUACAAGGCUAACUCCUAAAUCAGCUACACUAAUUGAUUUAAUAUUAACAACUAGACCAGAAAAUAUUUCCAGAUCAGGUGUCAUUCACCUGGGAAUUUCAGAUCACAGCCUUGUCUACGCUGUGAGAAAAUUUACACUACCGAAUGGAAGGCAAAAAAUUCGUCAGGUUCGUAACUUUAAAAACUUUGUCGAAAAUGAUUUCAUUCGGGAUGUGUCUCAAUUGCCUUGGGAGAUGGUCUAUCAGUUUGGAGAUCCCAAUUUAUGUUGGCAAGUCUGGAAAUCACUAUUAUUAGAUGCACUUAUAGACAUGCCCCUCUGCGCCACAAGCGAAUAA
Paramuricea clavata is the source of this 588-nucleotide messenger RNA. Lineage: Eukaryota; Metazoa; Cnidaria; Anthozoa; Malacalcyonacea; Plexauridae. The record is from the annotation of a GenBank genome assembly.